This is a messenger RNA of Pseudogymnoascus destructans, 2539 nucleotides long. RefSeq lists its product as uncharacterized. Bases 956 to 2515 code for a protein of 519 amino acids. The record is from RefSeq and is a predicted model, not a curated record. Gene Ontology annotation, biological process: zinc ion transmembrane transport. NCBI's taxonomy places the organism in Eukaryota, Fungi, Ascomycota, Leotiomycetes, Thelebolales, Thelebolaceae. Gene Ontology annotation, molecular function: zinc ion transmembrane transporter activity. The transcript is spliced from 8 exons. Gene Ontology annotation, cellular component: plasma membrane.
GCCAUUAUUGAUUUACUAACACGAACCCCGCCGGAAUAUAUAAAUGACCCGCGGAUCAUGAGGGUCUCUUGAUCGCCCACAACACAGAAGGAACAGGAUUUCUGGACGCCCACAAUCACCCAAAUUACCCACAAUCACCCACAAUAGAACAAAACAGGAAACGGCUCUCUCUAGCCGAACAGUGGGCAUAAUCAUGUCUAAGCGAAUGGAAAAACACGCAGUGGCCGGGGUUCCAACUGUGAGUGCUGAUGGGACUGAAAAUGUGAAUCCACGCCCACGUGCGCGUCUAGCCAUUGGUUUUACUCCACAUCACGUUCUACGUCGUCGCCUGUUGACAUAUCAUAUACACCCAGGUUGCGUUGAUACGCACGCCAAGGUGAUAGUUCCGCUGGUAGUAACGCAACCUCGUGGACGUGCUAACCUCGUGGCAAUCUCCUACCUGUUGCCAAUCCUCACCAUGCACGGCUUCAUUAAGAAUGCUAAGAAAUGCCUAUGCUUGGCUGAGCCGACACCUGGUUCCCUUUGCUACAUUGAUCCAAUUAGAGAUAAUGGCAUAUUAUCGGGUAUGAUUAUACGCACAAACGAGCACUGGAAAUCUUAUCCAUCAAGGUGCCCUACCAAGACCAGCCAAGCGACAGAACUGCCCUUGGCGGGAAGGUGCUGGAGUUGAUUAGGGUAUAGCUCAUAAAUAUCCCAAUGUGAGCGACUCUGUUUGCUAGGUUUACGCCUUGCAUGCUCUACACUUACUGGCCAAGGGAGUGGGAUGGAUGUUGGACCCUUUUUUCCAUCAAUCCCUCCGAAGUUGACCCUUUUGCCACUCCGUAGACCACUUUAUAUACCACUUUCUAUACCGCUUUCUAUAAGAUGAAAGCGUGCUCCUCCAACAUUCCCCUGUCUACAUCCAAAUUUGUACCCAUCCCUUUCACACCUAGCAAGUCUGCGGUCGUUCGACAAGAUGCUUUCAAAACCCUUGACGAUCGCUGCGGUGGUCCUCCAAUGCUUGGUUCUGCCAGCGAUUGCUCAGGUCACUCUGACCGGCUGUCACUUGCACGGUGAUGUCGAAUAUUGUUUUCUCCCUAAUGGCGAGGAGACUAAAGUCGGCCGUCCGACGAGCUCUCUAGUUACUGCGUCCCCUACUGCGUCCCCUACUGCACCGAGCUCUGUGGCUGCGGCUACGACAGCUGCCGCGCAAACGACUGCUAUCACAGGCUGCCAUAGCCAUGGGACGAUGCGAUUUUGUAUUAAGGGAAAUGGAGAAGAAGUACAGGUGAUGGCUACCCAGACUGGAGACGCUCCUUUACCUACGGCAUACAAUGGAUGCCAUUACCACGGUGUAGAGAUGUUCUGCAUCGCCCCCGACGGAACCGAAGUAGAAGUGGCAGCUGCUGAAGCUGCAGGAGAACAUCCGGAAGAAUCCGGGGCAUCUGGAGAAAACUGCCAUUUCCAUGCUGGUGUAGAACACUGUGUAGGAGGGUCAGGAGUGGCUACCUGUGAAAGGAAGGAUAGGGAUUACAACAUAAAUCUUCGCAUUGGACUUAUCUUCCCGAUGUUGUUUGCAAGCGCACUUGCUGUCUAUGCGCCCCUGGUCAUGAAGAAGAUGCUCAAGCUGAACGUCUCCGGCAUCGUCUUCACAAUCAUCAAACAAUUCGGCACCGGCGUCAUCAUCUCUACCGGCUUCGUUCACCUCCUAACACACGCCGAACUCAUGUUCGGCAACGAGUGCCUAGGCGAACUAAAAUAUGAAGCCACCACAACCGCAAUCGCCAUGGCCGGCGCCUUCAUAGCCUUCCUAAUCGAAUAUCUCGGCCACCGCCUCGCCAGCUGGCGCCGCCGUACCAUCACCUCCCAAGCCCUCGCCUCCUCCACCCACAAAGGAGAAGCCGCCUCUGCACAAGGCGGCGAGGCCGGAAAAAAUCACCCUUCACACGGCGACUCCGAUUCUCCCGGUCUCGCGGCACUAAGCCACCAUCACACCGAGUCCUACUCGUCGGUGAACCCGAAUGAUACGAUGACGGUCCUGGUAUUGGAGGCGGGGAUUAUUUUCCACUCGAUCUUGCUGGGUAUCACGCUUAUCGUCGCGGGGGACUCGGUCUUCGUAACCCUCUACGUCGUCAUCAUCUUCCACCAAAUGUUCGAAGGCCUCGCUCUCGGUGCCCGAAUCGCUGCUAUCGACGACCACUCCCCCUCAGACGGUGAGAACAGCGUACCAGCCUGGCGCAAGGCGAAGAACUGGGCCAUGCCACUCACAUUCGCUGUUAUCACGCCAAUCGGUAUGGCGAUCGGUAUCGGCGUUCUCAAUACAUUCAAUGGGAACAACCCGUCGACGAUUAUUGCGCUGGGGACGCUGGAUGCGCUGUCAGCGGGGGUUUUGAUCUGGGUGGGAUUGGUGAGCUUGUGGGCGCAUGAUUGGUUGUUUGGGGACUUGAAGGAUGCGCCGCUGGUGAGGACGGUGGUGGCGGGGGUCAGUUUUGUGGGGGGGUCGGUGUUGAUGGGGGUGCUUGGGAAAUGGGCAUAAAGGGUUUGGGAAAUGGGAAAGGGG